CAGGGCGUUUCCACCAAUGGGCGCGGCGUGCGGCGCGGAGGGGGCGGGGUCAGCGCGGGGGGCGUGCCCGCGGCUUCCAGAGAGUUCGGAGACGGCGGCGGAGCGGCGGCGGCGCACGUCACAGCACGGGAAGAUGGUGAAGGAGACGGGCUACUACGACCUGCUGGGCGUGCGGCCGGGCGCCAGCCUGGACGAGAUCAAGCGGGCAUACCGGCGCCUGGCACUGCGCUACCACCCCGACAAGAACCCCAGCGAGGGCGAGCGGGUAGGUGCAGCCCCCCAGCACCCCCCCAAGGCCAGCCUGGCCCCCCUGACCCCCCUCUCCCCUCCGCAGUUCAAGCAGAUCUCCCAGGCCUACGAGGUGCUGUCGGACGCCCACAAACGGGCGCUCUACGACCGCGGCGGCGAGCGGGCCAUGAAGGAAGGUGGCCUGGGUGGCCGCGGGGGUGGCAGUGGCUUCGGCUCCCCCAUGGACAUCUUCGACCUCUUCUUUGGAGGGGGAGUGAGGAUGCGUGGCCGGGCAGACAGGAGAGGGAAGACAGUGGUGCACCAGCUCUCGGUGUCGCUGGAGGAUCUGUACAACGGCUCCACACGCAAGCUGUCCCUGCAGAAAAACAUCAUCUGCCGCAAGUGUGGAGGCUGCGGGGUGCGGGAGGGCGCCCAGAGAAGGUGCCCCAAGUGCCACGGCUCGGGCAUGGAGGUUCGCAUCCACCAGCUGGGGCCUAGCAUGAUCCAGCAGAUCCAGACCGUGUGCUCCCAGUGCCAGGGCCAGGGCGAGUGGAUCCGGCCCCGGGACUGCUGCCUCACCUGCAACGGCCGCAAGGUGGUGCGGGAGAAGAAGAUCCUCAGCGUGCACCUGGAUAAAGGCAUGAAGGACGGGCAGAAAAUCACCUUCCACGAGGAAGGGGACCAGGUGCCCGGCCUGGAGCCCGGGGACAUCAUCAUUGUCCUGGAUCAGAAGGAACAUCCUGUUUUCCGGCGCAGCGGCGACGACCUCAUUGUCAGGAGGGAGAUCAGCCUGGCAGACGCCCUGUGUGGGUGCAGGCAGGUGAUCCACACCCUGGACAACCGCACCCUGCUCGUGUCCUCCCCGCCAGGUGACGUGAUCCGGCCUGGGGACCUGAAGUGCAUCCCCAACGAGGGCAUGCCAGUCUACAGGAGCCCCUUCCAGAAGGGAAAGCUCAUCCUGCAGUUCGAGGUGAAGUUCCCCGAGCCCGGCUGGCUCCCCACGGAUCGCCUGCGGCAGCUGCAAGCCUUCUUCCCGCCGCAGGAGGAGGUGAUGGCCACGGAGGACACGGAGGAGGUGGAGCUCAGCGAUUACAGCGCUCACGGUGGGCCGGGCCGGCGGCCCUACACCGGGGAAGCCUAUCACGAGGAUGACUUCGAGGACGGGAUGAGGCAGCACGUUCAGUGCCAGACCUCAUAGCGGGGAGGGGAGCCCGGAGCCCCCUCCCCGGGGGCGGGGGCAGGGCCGGGGCUGGCGGAGCCACCACGUUCAGGGAUGUACAUAGGGUCGCCUUUCCGACAGCACUUCACCUCCCCCGGCCCCCCGGGAGCCGGCAGAGCCCCCCUGCCCUGCCGGGUGAAGCCCCUGCCCUGCCGGGUGAGGCCCCUGCCCUGCCUCCAGCGCCGGGGCUGCCGCGGGCAGGGGGCUUGGGGGGCCGGUGGGCACUGGAGAGGAGGAGGAGGGGGUACCCGCUGCCCCUGCCUCAGUUUCCCCAUCGGCCGUGGUGGGGUUAAGCUUGUGCUGGAGGCAGUGUGGGGAGGAGGAGAAGUGCCCAGCCCCUCUGGGGAUGCCCCACUCCCAGCCCCACACUGGGGGGGUCCUGCUGCCCGGGCCCCCAGCUCCUUGCUUUGCCCGUUUCUUUCCUUACUGGAGCCUGGGAUGCAGAGGGGGUGGCUCUUUUCUCUUUGCACAGGACAGGAGGGGUUGGGGUGGACCCGUCCCUUCCCUUUAAUUUAUUUUUGGAAGAAUUUUAGAAGUUUUUCUUUUUUUGUUUUUUUUUGGGGGAGGGGGGGGUGGUGACUUUGUACUUGGCAUUAAACGCGAAUCCCGA
This is a messenger RNA of Passer domesticus (house sparrow), 2057 nucleotides long. RefSeq names its product dnaJ homolog subfamily A member 1-like. The coding region runs from base 17 to 1426 and encodes 469 amino acids. The transcript is spliced from 7 exons. Gene Ontology annotation, biological process: response to heat; protein refolding. The record is from RefSeq and is a predicted model, not a curated record. Gene Ontology annotation, molecular function: ATP binding; Hsp70 protein binding. Gene Ontology annotation, cellular component: cytosol; cytoplasm. NCBI's taxonomy places the organism in Eukaryota, Metazoa, Chordata, Aves, Passeriformes, Passeridae.